Molecule: messenger RNA, 5100 nt
Organism: Betta splendens (Siamese fighting fish)
Lineage: Eukaryota; Metazoa; Chordata; Actinopteri; Anabantiformes; Osphronemidae
Gene: xkr5b
Product: XK related 5b
Exons: 13
Coding region: 48-2453 (801 amino acids)
Biological process (GO): phosphatidylserine exposure on apoptotic cell surface; apoptotic process involved in development; engulfment of apoptotic cell
Cellular component (GO): plasma membrane
Source: RefSeq, a predicted model, not a curated record
GAGCUGCGUCUGCAGCACCUCGUGUUUUACCUGAGCCUGACCACUGGAUGCUGCUGAAGUCUGUCUCCUAUCGCUUUAACGGGACGGGCGGUGACGCUGGGACGGGGAACACGGAGGCGAGAGAGAGAGAGAGAGAGAGAGAGAGAGCGGGCUGCUGCAGCUGGACCAACUCCCGAGCGGGACCAGAACAUCCCAGCAGCGGCCUACGCAGCCUGUCUCCCCCGAACCGGACCGGAGCCGCCAUGAGACACUACACGGCCACGCCGAGCCACGACGGCGCCUGCACGCCCUGCUGCCAAGUUUGCGUCUUCUUCCUCACCGCAUUCCUCCUCGUUGCGGAGAGGACGGCGCUGAUCUACUGCUUUGUCUACUACCUGUGGGUCGGCCACAACUACUGCUACGCGCACCUCGCCGGCUUCACCGCGCUGUUCCUGCUGCCAGGCUGGGGCCCCCAGUGGCUCAGCUACCUGUGGUACCUCUCCGACGGACGCAUCCGCCGCAAGUCGCUCACCUGGACUCACGUACUGCACCUGGGCAUCUUUAAAAGGCUGUGGGAGUGCAUGCGCCUGCCGGACGAGGACGCCCACAGCGAGAUCAUGCAGCAGGCCGACGCGUCGGCCCUGCGGCUGCUGGAGGCGCUGGUGGUGACCCUCCCCGAGACGCUGCUGCAGACCUACGUGCUGAUCUGCACGGACAUAGGCGUCAAAUCCCCAGCCUCCGUGUGCUUCGCCGUGUGCCUGCUGUCGCUCGCCUGGGCCCUGGUCCUCUACGCCCGCGCCUGCUCGCUCAUCCGACCGGGACACCUGCAGAUGACGCCGGCGGCCGUUCUGUGCCGCCUGCUGUGGAGGGUCAGCAUGCUGGGCUCCAGGUUCGCCGUUCUCAUGCUCUUCACGCGGAUCUUCAAACAGUGGGUGCUGGGAGUCAUUGGUGUUCACUGGCUGGGUGCGACCUUCUGGAUGGUGUCCCAGCAGACCGACAUCAUACGCUCCACCAAUCGGUGGAGGCUCUUCAACCUCGUCCUGGGCGCCGUUCACAUCUUCCUCUUCCUCAACGUGAAGUGCGGCCCGUCGCGGUACCGCAUGGCUGGGUUCUACCUGGUCAUGUUUUUAGAGAACGCUCUCCUGCUUCUUGCUUCCUCCUGGUUGUUCACCAUGGUGUCCUGGGACACUGUGGGCAUCCCAGCUGCAGUGUUCUGCAGCUUCCUCAUCGGAGUCAUAUCGUUGGUGCUGUACUACCGCUUCCUCCAUCCCAAAUCCUUCGAGAUCUUCCAGAGCAUCCGUCACCGGGGCAUAGGCGGGGCCUGCACCGAGCGAGGCUCCACCCUGUCGUUGGAGGAGAAAGUCACGCCCACCUUCCAUCGCCACGCAACUCUGUCUGGGGGCGGGACCCUCAUGGAUCUCCCAAUCCAGUGGGAGGGAUGGAAGCAUCACCACUGGCUGCUGAUCUGCUUGGCCCUGAAGACCGGGGACGUGACGAGGAUCUGGUCGGCGUACGGCGAAGGGGGCCUGGCUGGGCUGAUGGGCCUGUCGGAGGAGUUCCACUCCCCCGAUGAACCUUACGUCCCGCGGAUCCAACCUGUUCGACCUCAGGUUCCUCAGAGCUCACAGCCAACUCCUCAGCCGGCUCCACCGCCGGCCGCCCAGGCUCCACAGGCGAGAGAAGAGGCCCAGCCACCGAAGCCUGCUCCCACCUGUGCCGUUGCCAGACCCGUGAGGAGGGCUCCUCCCACAACAAUACAGGAUAUGAGAAGGUUUCCAGAGAUCAUCCCAGUCCAGGAGGUCAUUCCUGAGGAGACAGCGGAGGACGAGUCCAGCGCUGCAGCUUCAGAAAAAGGCGAUGACGACUUUCAGAGCGCUGCCUACGGCUCGCCCACGCCCUCGUCGCCGCGGCAACCGGGGAGCCUCCGCCACAUCGACAGCCAGGCGGCGAGCCUCACCGAGGCCUCGUCCUCCGUGGGCUCCCUGGACAUCAAGACCCCCGGCUGGUCGCCCGAGCGCCGCUCCCCUCUCCUGCUGGGCUCCCCAGAGAAGAAGACGGGCUUCCCCGGAGAGUCCAGCACCACUCUGUACUUCAGCGCCGACGCACACUCUCCGUCCAGCGGGAGCUACCUGGGCUGGGGCUCGGAGCUGUCGCCCAUCUCCACCUACCGGAGCCCCUACCGCAUCCGGGAGGCUCGCUUCAUCACGUCCACCCCGCGGCUGGAGCCUCGGGCCGGGGCCGAGAGUCCCGGCCCGGCGCCGGUGGUUGUGACCCCGGCCACUCCAGGUACGACACCGGGCACCACUCCGGGCGGAACCCCCGGAACCUCCACUCCGGCUGCUUCAACUCCUGGCGCAUCGACCCCUGCUGCGGCUGCUACUCCCGUCAAUCCUGUGAUUGCCCUCACGCCCGUCAUCUCCCACGCGCGCAAACAGAUGGUCCAGUUUGUGGACAGUAGAGAGAGAGCAGUGUAGGGAGAGAGCGGUAGUUAAAAGAAGAUCCUGGAAUAAAAUAUAUUGGAGUAAUAUUCAUUUUCAUUUUCCCCAUAUGUGCAGUUCCAGAUGUGAGUUCUGUUUCUAACACUGGUUCCUUUGCUGAGGGUCAGAGCAGCUGAUGGACCUGCUCACGUGUUAUUGGUCUUCUUCCUUCCAAACCAUCAGGGUGAGUGUUAUUAAACCAAUUGGGCUAAAAGUUGGAAAAAAUAUGUUUUAGGAGAAAUAGAAUAACUUUCCACUUAAUAAUCCAUAGAGGAAUAAAGUCAAAGGUUAAUGUUAGUCAUUCAAAAGAAAACUGGCAGAUUUUACAGGUGCAGAUAACACAUAAACAUGUAGACGUAAUUUUCUAUCUUUAGUAACAAACCAGGUAACGUAAAAUAAAAAAGAUUGAAAAAAUCACAUCAUUUUUCUAAAUGAAUCAAAUAAUUACAGCGGUUUACAGUAAACAGUUGUCUCUUGUCAAACCACUCACUAAUGUUUUAAGUGAAAACAAUGUCUUUGUAAAUAAGACCUGAGCGUCUUCAUUCAGUCACUCGUCCACAUGUUCCUACUGUACAUUACGCUGCUGGUGUUAAAGACCACGGCCACGUUUCAUGCAAACGGCUCAGUCAGUUAUUAUGUCUCUUAGUGAAGCCUUGAGAGAAAACACCUGAUGAUUCUAUUUCCUUUCACUCAGUGCUUCACAGCAGUAAACGAUAAAGCUGAGGUUGAAUGUUCACCACCUGCCAGUUUGCACCUGGAUCCCAAUGUGAAAAGUUAGAUUAAAGGGAUUUGAGCUGAUAUUAUUAACACUAUAUGCAUUUUAUUUUAUUUGGUUGUAGUUUUAGUUUAAUUUAAUAAUCUGAUACAUAUAAAUUAAUAUCUAACGUAUCUUAGUGAAAAAUGUUUAAAAAGGCUUUGAAUUUAAGACUUAGACUAUUUACAUAUACGCAGUAUUUUUUUCUGACAAUAUAAAAUACCUUGGUGAUGUUUUGGCCCAAGCAGAGGAAACAUAAAACCAAAUAAUAGAAAUAAAGAAGAGAAAAUAUACUUUUUGGUUUUAAAGGGAGAUGGAUGUAAGAUGAGCUCUAAGGAUUCUAUUACAGUAAGAAGCCUUUGAAUGUUUCAAUUUUAAAGCUUUGCCAUCUUCUUUUAGAUCAUUUAGCAUCAGUUUGAUUUACUGUCACUUACAACGUAAAAGUAAAUCAAAUCUAGCUGUGUGAUUAUGUCUGAAUCCAGCUGCUUUUUAAAUUGACAGCAUCAGGGCUCAGUUCUCUUCCUGUAGAGGUUGUAGCAACAAAUGACCAGUGGCUGUAAACGUUCCAAACUGUGACUUGUCACAUGUAUUUGCUUGUCCUGUAGAGUGUCGUAGAGCAGCUUAUAUAACUUUAUGAUUUACCCACUAUACAAACAUGUCUUCUCAUUAGUUUGCACUUCCUACCUCAGUAAACUCUCUUUCUAUACAACAAAGUUGAUUUUAUCUUAUUAUCUUAUCUUAUUUUUAUUACAAUAAUAAUCUUGGUGACAGAGUUUUUGUUUUGAAAAAUAAAAGCCUUUUUUUUACUAAUGUCACUAUAAGAUAAAAGGAAAGUCGAGUUUUCAGAAUCAGAACGAUGCACUGCUAUACUGAAGGACUUAUGGAACCAUUAAUGCCAGUAUGAUGUCAUGUUACGAACAUGUUUCCUUUCACUUCUGUAGUUGUAAAGUGUCCCUGAGAGCUCAACACAAAAAAACACAUGCAAAUAACUCAAAUUGUAAAAGGAAGGGAAUAGUCACCAUGUUCCAGUCAUAUUUGUAUUUCCCUGGAAACAUUUUGUUUCUUUUCAUUUCUAUAUUUGCAGCUUUUUGUGUUUUGUUGUGUUUCUUCGGGCUCCCGGGGCUGCUGUACAAAUGUGUGUGUGACUUAUGAGUCUUCCACGUACACUUUGCUUGUAAUUUGCCAUUUUUUAAAGUCAUAUAUUUGUUUCUAAGCAAAAUGAUUACUGUGAAGUGAGAAGUAUGCGUAUUCGUGAAGCACUUAAAGUAAAGGACGCCUUGGCAGAACCGCUGUAUCCAACCAUGUCCUGCAGCCUGAUAGAUGCAUGCUCCUCAUUAAUAGAACAGCCAGACAAAUGUACUUAUUCUCACCUGCUGUAACAAAGCACACAUCUCUACAGUAGCUAACGCACAUGCUACAGUGUAGGCGUAGCAGCAAUAAGCCAGCAAAUGAAAUGUAUAUUAGUGCGCAGAUGUAACGAUGCCUUGGCCUAAUCAUGACUCAGCGCUUUCCCCUGUGCAACCGCAGCUUCCUGCAUAGUAACACGCUUUGCUUUGUGCUGAAGUGUAUUACAAUACAGUAUUUACUUGUAUGGGUUGAUUUUGUAUUUUUUAAAAUGCUCUUUUAUAUUUGCUCACAGUGAUUUCACAGGUAUGAAACAUGUAGAGAGCCGGUACAGUGUUUGGAAUAGUUUCCGUGUCACAUUCUUUGUUGUUGUUGAUGGACUGUUUGCUCAUUGACCCUCACGUUGUCACUGGACGGCGUCCAUGUAUCGACACACGUAACCUCAUCUGCGUUGAUUUCCACAGAGCAGCUGUGAUUGUUGGUAGUAGAGUCAGUAACUGUGCUCUUGGUGUGACAAAAUAAAGUCAUUCAUCAGUCAUGAUCAAA